UAUGAGUCGACCCUCUGCCUCAACUUCUAGUAAUUCUAGAAGCUCAAGAUCGCGUUAUGGUAAGGAAGUCAAAGAGUUGUAGGACGCUUUAAAUUAAAACAAAAUUGAAUAGAAGAGAGAUGCAAUCAGAAAAGUAAAAAUUACAAUUUAAAUUUUCUAGAUUAUUGAUGCUAUGACUAGAGGUAAAGAUGUUAGCAUGCUCUUUGCUGAUGUUGUUAAAAAUAUGGAAACCGCCAAUUUGGAACUUAAAAAAUUAGUCUAUUUGUAUAUAAUCAAUUAUGCAAAAAUCAUGCCAGAUCUUGCAGUUAUGGCUAUAAAUAGCUUUAGAAAAGACGCUAGAGACAAAACUAAUCCAUUUUUAAGAGCAUUAGCUAUCAGAACAAUGGGAUGUAUAAGAGUAAAACAUAUCACAGAAUAUUUAUUGGAUCCAUUAAAAGAAUCAAUCAAAGUAAAUUAUUCUCACAUUUUAUUCUAGGAUGAAGAUUCCUAUGUCAGGAAAACUGCAGCUAUUUGUAUUUCGAAAUUAUUUGAUGUUUCUCCAGAAUUGAUCGAAGAAUAAGGACUUUUGAAGUUAUUAGAAAAUCUAAUUAAUGAUGGUAAUGCUAUGGUAGUGGCAAAUGCUGUAUGCGCUUUACUUAUUGUCUAAGAAUCUUAAGGAGCAACUAUGCUCCAAUUAAAUGCAUAAACUAUUUAAAAAAUAUUGACAGCCAUGAAUGAAUGUAAUGAAUGGGGUGUGAUUUAUUGUCUUGAUGCUCUAGCACUCUAUAUUCCAGAGGACGGAAAAGAAGCAGAAGCGUAUUAAAAAUUUCUAAUAUGAAUAGUAUAUUGGAAAGAGUCAGCCCACGAUUAAAUCAUAACAAUCCAGGAGUUGUUUUAUCAGCCUGUAAAAUUAUGAUGAAAUUCCUUGAUUAUCUUUAAAAUCCAGAAAUUAUUAGAUAAAAUGCUCUUAAAAUGACUGCUCCGUUAAUUUCUUUACUGAGUUUAGGUAAAGAACCAGAAAUAUAAUAUGUGGCUCUUAAAAAUAUAAAUCUAAUAAUUUAAAAGAGGCCAAUCAUAAUUGAAAAGGAAAUUAAAGUAUUCUUUUGUAAUUUCAAUGAUCCCAUCUAUAUUAAAUUAUAGAAACUGGAAGUUUUAUCCAAAAUAGCAAAUUAAGAUAAUAUUCAAUAGAUUUUGCAUGAAUUAAAAGAAUACACAUAAGAAGUAGAUGUCGAAUUUGUUAGAAAAUCAGUUAGAACUAUAGGUAGAUGUGCAAUUAAAUUGGAAAAGUCUGCAGAGAAAUGCGUUACUGUUUUAUGGGAGUGUCUGAAAACUAAGGUGAAUUAUGUUGUCAUGGAAUGUAUCAUUGUUAUUAGAGACAUUUUCAGGAAGUAUCCACGCAAAUAUGAAAUGAUCUUAAAGGAUCUAUGUGAGAAUCUAAAAAGCUUAGAAGACCCAGAGGCCAAAGCAUCUAUGAUUUGGAUUAUUGGAGAAUAUGUAGAUACUAUUGAAAAUGCUGACGAUUUAAUGACUAAUUUUAUUGAGAAGUAAACUAACAUUUUAAUAUUAAGUUUCAAGGACGAACCAGCUAAUGUGUAAAAUUAAAUGUUAGUUGCAGUUAUGAAGUUGUUUUUGCAAAGACCAGUAGAUGGAAAAGAAAUUAUUCAUAAUUUACUAAAGGUAGCAACAAACGAAUGCGAAAAUCCAGAUGUGAGAGAUAGAGCCUACAUUUAUUGGAGAAUGCUAUCAACUGAUCCAGAAUUAGCAAAAAAGAUUGUAUUCUCAGAGAGACCUACUAUUUCUGAUGCUAGUUACACACUUGAAAAUGAACUCUUAGAUAAAUUAAUCGAAAAUAUUGGAAAUCUAAGUUCUGUUUAUACUAAAAAGCCUGAAAGUUUUGUAAAAAAAUUGAGAGAAGUUUUAAAUUCGAAAAUGUAAGACAAACCAGAAGAAGUAUAUGAAGGUGAAUAACUAAUGGAUGGAAGACCAGAAGAUUAUAGUGAUUAAUAAGCAGGUCCAUAAUCCAAUGUUUACGAAGGAAAUUAUGAAACUUCAUCAUAAAUACAAUAAUAAACUAAUGCAUAAUCAUAAGUUUUAUAAAAAGUAGAUUUAUUGGAUUUAGAUGAUUCAUAAGAGCAAUAAUAAUAAUAAUAGUAGUAAUAAUAAUAAUAAUAAUAAUAAUAAUAAUAAUAAUAAUAAUAAUAAAAUGUUAAAAUACCAUUUUCUGAAGUCCUUAGCUCCAUGACUUCAGGAGCAUAAAAUAAAAUAGUUGGACUUUAAAUUGAAGCUGCUUUGUAAAAAAAUGGAGAGAGGAUUAUUUUGGAAUUAAAAUUUGCCAACAAAACCCAAGAUAAAACAUUUUAGGUAUUAAAAAAUCUUAUUUAGGACUUUGGUAUUAAAUUUAACAACAAUCCAUUUAAAUUAUAAGCUGAUUCAAUUGAAAUUUCUAGUCCACCUAUCUAACCAGGAUAAAGUUUGAUUACUUAAAUCUUUGUAAACACAAAUGGGCCAGUUUGUUAAGAUGCUCCUUAAAUGCCUUAUAGAAUAUAGGUUGCACUGAAAACUAAUUUAGAUGUGUUUUAUUUUUUUAUCCCUAUGUCACUUAGUGUGUUAUUUGUACUUUAUUCCUAGUUAUAAUAUAGAGCUCUAAUGGUUAAAUUACUUAGCAAAAAUUUGUUGAAUUAAGUCAAGCUUAGAACUAUGCAAAAAAAACGGAAGCUCUUUAAUUGUAAGUUGAUUAUCAAAAAGUAACAAACUAUUAUUAUGAUUAGAUGAGAGAGAAGUUAGAGAGAAACUAUUUAUAUUUAGUAGGAAUUAGGAAGGAUGAUAAAGGAGUUGAAUUACUCUCCUACUCUGCCGCCUUAGCUAAUGGCAUGUAAAUCUUAAUUAAUGUAAUUCACACUACAAACGCAAUCAAUUUAUAAUUAUAAGCUCCUCAUCCAACAUUAAUUCCAUUAAUAUUUUAAGCUUUAGGGUUUAUUUUAACAAUAAAUUGA
This is a messenger RNA of Paramecium octaurelia, 2972 nucleotides long. NCBI's taxonomy places the organism in Eukaryota, Ciliophora, Oligohymenophorea, Peniculida, Parameciidae. The record is from the annotation of a GenBank genome assembly.